This is a messenger RNA of Chenopodium quinoa (quinoa), 1128 nucleotides long. Its product is annotated as protein FAR-RED IMPAIRED RESPONSE 1-like. Lineage: Eukaryota; Viridiplantae; Streptophyta; Magnoliopsida; Caryophyllales; Amaranthaceae. Gene Ontology annotation, molecular function: zinc ion binding. Gene Ontology annotation, biological process: regulation of DNA-templated transcription. The transcript has 3 exons. Bases 1 to 1128 code for a protein of 375 amino acids. The record is from RefSeq and is a predicted model, not a curated record.
AUGGGUGGGAAUGAACCUAAUUAUAUGAUCACAGAUCAGGAUCCAGCAAUGAAAAUUGCUAUUAGAAGUGUGUUUAAGAAGACUGAACAUCGGUUCUGUAUGUGGCACAUAACGAAAAAGUUACCAGAUAAGGUGGAGAAAUCAAUCAUGCAAGAAGAAACUGGUUUCCUAAAAAAAUUAUGUGCUUGCGUUUGGCACCUUGAAAUUGAACCUGCUGAGUUUGAAGAAAGGUGGAACAAGGUGAUAAUUGAAUACCACUUGGAACAACAUGAAUGGUUAGGUUAUAUGUACAAGAUAAGAGACAAGUGGAUUCCGGCCUAUUUUAGAGAUGUGUUCCUUGGAGGAAUAAUGCGUACAACAUCAAGAUCCGAAAGUGAAAACAACUUUUUCUACUCCUUUACCAAUCCUCAUGUGUCACUUGUUGAGUUUUACUUGAGAUAUGAAGCUAAAGAAAAUGAAUUGGAAGUUGCAACAGUAAGUGAAGGAAAUCGGACUAGAACACCUGAUGUUGUGUUUAAUCCAACUAACUAUGACACCACAUGUUCUUGCAAGCUAUUUUAUAGGCAAGGAAUUCCAUGUAGACAUAUGAUUUGGGUUUGGAAAGCAAAAAGGUUUGAAACCAUUCCCAAGCAGUAUAUGCUACACAGGUGGACUACUAUGGCAUUAAAGAAACCAAUUUUUGACUUGGGAGGAAACCUGUUGGAGCAAUGUGCUAAUAUAAUAGACAAGAAAAAAUUGUUAAAUGAUUUAUGGUCAGAGAUACACACUUGUGUAAGUUUGGCAGAAGGCAAAGAUGAAGAUAUUCAAGACCUUGUGAUAAAUCUUCAAGGAAUAAGAAAGGAUUUGGAAGCAAAGAGGAUUGCAAGAAAUAAUGAAACAACAGCUGGAAGUGCAAAAAACAAAGAGCAAGACAUUGAGCUAUUGAUUGGAGCUAGUGUGCCAACUGAAAUAAUUGUCAAACCUCCAAAAGUUUCAAAGAAUAAAGGGACUGGAGUUCAUGUAUCAAAUGAAGAGACUUCAAAAAAGAAAGCGAGUGAGACUAAUGUGUCAAAUGUUGAAACAAGAGGUAGAAGUGCAAAAAGGCUUAAGGGAGAAAAAGAAAAGUUUAAUGCUUUGCAAUAUUGUUGA